This is a messenger RNA of Rotaria sordida, 3411 nucleotides long. The record is from the annotation of a GenBank genome assembly. NCBI's taxonomy places the organism in Eukaryota, Metazoa, Rotifera, Eurotatoria, Philodinida, Philodinidae.
AUGAGAUCUCAUACAAGAUCUAGAACAUCAGAUGCUUACCUUCUCGCUAAAUUACAUAAGCUGAAUCAACCUGUAAGACCAAGUAUCUGUAGUUUCAAUUCAUAUAAUUAUAAUACAGCUAAAUAUUUAGCCAAAUUAUUAGCAUUUGCUAUAACUUGCAAUAAAUCUUAUAUCAAAGAUUCAUUUGAACUUCCGGAGAAAAUUAAACGAUAUAAAACAACACCUAAAUUAAUGUGUUCAUUUGAUUAUGAUAAUCCAACAUCAUUGCAGUAUGAUUGUCUUGACUACUAUGUUGAAGAAGAUAUUGUUUCAUACAAUAAUCCGGAACCACUGGCCUAUCAACUGAUUGCCUACUGUAUACGGUUAGAAAAUCGAAGUGAACUCUCAAAAACUCUUCCGGCCAAACAUUUAAUCAAAGGACGUAGUUUUAAUUUUAUUGAUCUUAAUAAUCAAAACAUAACUGGAGAACAAUUGCUUGAUUGGGCAGCAACCAUUGAACUCGUUGAGCGCUAUGAAGCCUAUUUAGUUGGUGAUUCAACAGCAAAUGGAUCCGAUCUUUAUUAUAAUUGUACAAAUGAUUGGUUUGGCAAUGCUUGUGAAUAUUCAUUUUAUCAAGCAAAAGACAAAAGAACAUUAAUAGACGUUGUCUAUUAUACGUUUAAUGAGAAAGAAUUUGCUUCACCCGAACAUGUUUCGUGUUACAAACUGUUGGAGUGUAAACGUGGUCCAUCAGCACUUUGUCUCGAUUGGCGUGAAAUUUGUGAUGGAAAAAUCUAUUGUCUUAACACUGGAAUAGACGAAGAAAACUGUUGGCAACUUGAAAAUUCUAAUGCAUUUAUAAACAGUAAAAAUGAAUUUCUGUGUCAUAAUGGAAUGCAAAGUAUUUCAAGAAGUUUUUAUCGGAAUGGUCUCUAUAAUCCAGAUUGUAUAGAUCGAACUGAUGAAGCACAUAAUGUGGAAUAUUGGGAAAAUUGUUUUCGAGAUCCUGCAUUUCGAUGCGAAGAACAUACAUGUCAUCCUGGACUAGGUGAAGCAAGAUUGAAUUGUGGUGACGGAGAGUGUGUGGAUGACUUGCAUAAAUGUACAAAUCAGCGUGGUGUGAUCAAUACAGCUGAAUGGGCAUUGCUAGAUAUUUCGGAAUUAUGCUGGAAUGGAAUGGUGUGCCUAACAAAAAUGAAGAAAUAUAUUGGUGAUGAAACGUGUGGUUUAUAUUGUUAUGGUGAAUGUGCAAUCAAUGUUAAGAUUGAUUGCAAACCAAUUUUUCGUUUUCCAACUGACUUUAUCGCAUUAAAUCAUGUCUUCUUGCUCUAUAUGAAGGAGAGGGCAGAUGAAGAAAACGAAAGAAUUUUACCAUCUUACAUUUGUUACGAUCCCCAGCAAUGCAGUAUUGCACUUCCUUCCGUGAAUAUGAGUCUUGUUCAACAUAAAAGUUCAUGUGUUAAUUUUGAGAAAUUCGGCUUUCAAUAUGAAUAUCAGCCUACUUUAUUAGAACUUAUCGUAAUGAUCGAACACUAUUUUAUUAGUGAAUGUGCAACUACAAGUACUAGUCAGUGUCAUGAUGUAAGCCUUUAUCAAUGUAUCAAUUCAUCGAAAUGCAUUUCGAAACGUCGUCUUGUUGAUGGUAUUCAAGAUUGUAUAAGUAACGAUGAUGAAUUAUUUGCUGAUAGUUGUUUAUUGAAUGAUACAUUUCGUUUUCAAUGUUCAGAAAAAGAAAAUAAAUGUAUUUCACCUAUUCUUAUCAAUGAUGGUCGAUCAAACUGUGAAUUCGAUGAAGAUGAAAAAAAACAACGAUGUCUUUGUCCACCGAGUUAUUACGGCCAUUUAUGUCAAUAUCAAAAUCAACGAGUUAGUCUCACAUUAAAAAUUGUAAAUGAUGCUGAUUGGCGAACAGUGUUCAAUAUUGUCACUAUGUUAAUCGAUAAUGAAGGUACAAUUCAAUCUCAUGAUCAAAUACUUUAUGUACAAAAAUUUGAUUGUAAUCUAGUUAAUUUCAACAUUUAUCUUCUUUAUCGUUCACGACCAAAGGAUAUUAUGAAGAAUUACAGUAUUCAAAUACAUGUUUAUGAUAAGCAAACUUUAGAAUAUCGUGGUAGUUGGUUAUUUCCUUUGGUAUAUACAUUUCUUCCCGUUCAUCGUAUGGCAAUAGAAAUAACUAUUUCAUCCUAUCGACCAUUACGAUGUUCGUUUGCAUGUAAUCAUCAUGGUGAAUGCGUCAAAUAUAUUAAUCACAAUGAUGAAAAUUCAUUAUAUUACUGUCGAUGUAAUCCUGGAUGGUCAGGUAAAGAUUGCACAAUUAAACAUGAUACAUGCAAUCUUUGUGCUCGUGAUUCAUUGUGUAUGUAUCCAAAUAUUUGUGUUUGUCCUCUUGGUAAAGAGGGACCUCGAUGUUAUCUUAAAUCGACUACAUGUUCAUCACCAUUAGGCCGUUGUCAAAAUGGUGGUUUGUGUAUACCAUCGGAUAUGCGUCGAAGAAAAAAUUAUAUCUAUUGUUUAUGCCCAGAAGGCUUUUCCAAUGGAAUAUGUAGCGAAUUAGACCUAAAAAUUCGAAUAGAAUUUCAUUCAAACAUUGAAAUUCCACAAUCGACUAUUAUUUAUUUAAUUCAAAAUACGAUAAUGACGACUAAUAAACCUGUUUCAAUAUAUAAAAAGAUUUCCUUUGAUCAAAAUUCAAUUAGUUUUUAUACACCAAAUCGUUUCUUUCUAGCAUUCAUGGCACUAUCUAUAAAUGAAUACUAUUUGACCUAUACAAUUCAUGACAAUAAUCCAUUGAUGAAUGAAAACAAUCGAAGCACAAUCUUAAUGAGAGUUCAAUUAGAUCGACGUUGUCGACACGUUCGUGAAUUACUGAAUAGAACAUUGAUGUCUCUUCCUCUUCUUCGACGUAUUAAAUAUUAUCAAUUACCAUGUAAACAACGAUGGAAUUUAGCUUGUUUUUAUGAUGAAAAAUAUAUGUGUUAUUGUAUGAAUAGAAAUGAAAGUCGCGAAGCACAAUGUUUCACAAUGGGUCACAAUGAAAUGAAUUCAUGUCACGGAAUAAGUAAUGGUGGCUGUCUUAAUGGAGCUCGAUGUUUUCAGGAUCAAUUAAUCUGUCCGACAAUGGUUACGUGUGUUUGUGCAGAAUGUUUUUAUGGAAAACAUUGUCAAUUUACUACGCAAGGCUUUGGUCUUUCACUCGAUGCUAUUCUUGGCUAUCAAAUUCAAUCAAAUGUUUCGUUUCUACGUCAACCACUAGUUAUUAAAAAGAAACAUGCUUCUUAUCCUAUUUUGGUGAAAGCUACUGCUUGUGUUUUAGCUGUACCAGCUGCCAGUGCAGCAGUUGAACGCGAGUUCAGCUUUACUGAUAAUACUAUUACACAAAAGCGCUCAAAAUUGCCACCAGAUUCAGGGAAUGAUAUUGUUUUCAAUCAUUAA